Messenger RNA from Pestalotiopsis fici W106-1, 2136 nucleotides. RefSeq lists its product as uncharacterized. Gene Ontology annotation, biological process: chromatin remodeling. Lineage: Eukaryota; Fungi; Ascomycota; Sordariomycetes; Amphisphaeriales; Sporocadaceae. The coding region runs from base 1 to 2136 and encodes 711 amino acids. The record is from RefSeq and is a predicted model, not a curated record. The transcript is spliced from 3 exons.
AUGGCCACUAUGAGCGAUCCCAGCCAUGGCAUCCAUCGCGACUUGCUGCCGCAUGUGCAUCUUCUCUCAACAUUUCGAUACACGCAAAAGCCACGAAUCGAGGUGCAGGAAGUUACCCAGAUGUUGAUGAACGCGCCGUCGGUCGCCCGCGACAAGGCUCCCUUCUUCUGGACCUACCUCGAUAAACCUGAUAAUGGCACUACUAUGCUUACUUGGCAGCCGCUGCAGCUCAUGGGCACAAACUUUGCCAGCGACGGCUACAUUUGGCCCCCGUCUGAGCAGUACUUUACGCAGGACAUGGGAAAUGGCAUUAUACUCGAAAUGUGGUUUCACAAGGCCGGAUAUGCCUACGGCGAGCCCAUGGCCUCCCAUUCCCGACGAAGAUUCCGUCUCUGCCCGAGCAAUGCAAUGAACCCGAACGCACCUCAGAUCGACCCGAGUUUAUGGAUUGUACACUAUGGUCCCAUUGACAACAACGAGCGCAUACCAGUCAACAUGCUGCCACGCGAUCCCCGUCUGCAAACUAUCAUGGAAGCCAGAAACUACCUACAGCGAUCUGGCCAGAUCCAGCGGAAAGACUUCAUGCUUUCUGAUCGUGUCAACUGGCCCCAGAUUACGUGGCCUCGGGAGCGACAGCCCAUGUACCCAGCCAAUAGGCCUGUACCGCAAGCCAUGGCAUAUCCUCCCCAUCCCCAGGCAGGAGCUCCGCCCUCGAAGCGCGCGAGAACCGGCCAGGCUGGUAACCAAGCCCCUGUGGGACUUACUCCUGACGACGACGACGAGGACUACUCGCGGGGCGAUGUAUUUGACCAUCUCACUCCACGAGAGAUCAGCCUCCAUCGCUAUCAACAAAACCAUGAAUGGAUGGAGGAGAUUUUGUCCUCGCCAUAUCGCAUGGGUCAAAUAGGCUUUGCGAACCUCGGACUUGGACUCAAGGGAGGACUCGGUGCCUUGACUAAUGGCAUCUUUGAAGCCCAAGGCAUCGAUGCUCUGAGCAAGCCUUCGCAGUCUGCGGGAAGCCAUCUUGAUAAAGACCAGGCUGCAGAAUUCCGAAAGAGGGUCUCCGAACACAUCGAAUCUACCAAUGAUGAGAUUGCCAAAAUGAAGGCCGACCACGAAAAGAGGUUGGCUAAGUUUAAGAAGAACUCGGUGCUGACUGCCGCCGAGAAGGAGCUUCGGACUGCCGUUGAUGAUGUAGCUCCUGGUCCUCUGAGUCUAGACCGACCUGAGGAGAAUGAGGAAGAUGCCCCACGUUGGACCUCAAAGCACAGCAAAAAGGUGGAGGAGAUUGUGUCGCAAGUUGAAGCUCAGCUGGGACGUCGUGCCGAAGUCAUCUAUGAUCUCAAGAGGAUACAGGAUGGCGGUUAUCAAGAACCCGCUCCAGAGCCUAUCCCCGAACCAGUUCCCGAGCCUUCGGCGGGCGGCGACUCGGAGGAUGUUGACAUGGGUGGCACUGCCGGCGGCCUACUUGAUCAGAUGCAGACUGGAGGUGCAUCUUCCACGUCAACGCCUGGCAAUGCCAACAACUUCCCCACACCUCAAGGUUUCUCUGCAGCUCAAUCCGGCUCGGGAACACCCGCCAAUGCAAACGUCCCUACUACCGCUCCUGCAGCUACCGCGCCAGCUACUGAAGCGCCUGAGGCCCCGAAGCAAGAACAAGAUGUUGACAUGGGCGGCACAGACAUAGAACCCAGUGCUGCGGCGGCAGUCGAACAUAGUAGUGGCGCUGACGACUGGGUUGUCGUUCCUAAGGGGGGUGUCUCACCUGGUGGCACAGCACCUCCACCUCCACCACCAGCAGCGGCAGCGGUAGCGGCAGCACCGCCAACCACAGCGACCCCCACUGCUCCUAGCAACGACUCGCCCGCUCCCAAGCCACCGUCGCGGCCAGCAAGCAAGCAGGCCUCGGCGAGCGGCACACCUGCUGCCGGCUCUGUGGGCUACGAUGCCAACGACUUUGGCUCACUGGGCGAUCUCGAUAGUGCAGGCGACGCCCUAGCAAGUUUCUCCGACACACCCGCCGAUAUGGGCGGCGACUUCAUGGAGGAUUCGGCUUUUGGUGAUGCGUUCCAUGGCGUCGAGGCUGAAGGUGAUGAUAAUAGUGGCAACACGCCGGCUGGCGAUGCGAACUUGUAG